Molecule: messenger RNA, 760 nt
Organism: Hyalella azteca
Lineage: Eukaryota; Metazoa; Arthropoda; Malacostraca; Amphipoda; Hyalellidae
Product: tetratricopeptide repeat protein 7B
Biological process (GO): protein localization to plasma membrane; phosphatidylinositol phosphate biosynthetic process
Cellular component (GO): plasma membrane
Molecular function (GO): protein binding
Source: RefSeq, a predicted model, not a curated record
GGCAUGCUAUACCUGAAGGAAGGUAGCUACCGCCUCGCCGAGAAGACGCUAUUGGACGCCGUCAAGACAGACCCGCUAGACCAUCAGUCAUGGAGCGCCCUGGGUGAGGUGUGCAGCGGCCUGGGGGAGCUGGAGCGCUCGAGCGAGUGUCUCAUCACCGCCCUGGACCUACAGAGCACCGCCCCCGCCCUGCCCUUCUCCACGCUCCUCCCCUGCUUCUCUUAGCUCUCCACGCUCCUCCCCUGCUUCUCUUAGCUCUUCUCCACGCUCCUCCCCUGCUUCUCUUAGCUCUCCACGCUCCUCCCCUGCUACUCUUAGCUCUCCACGCUCCUCCCCUGCUUCUCUUAGCUCUUCUCCACGCUCCUCCCCUGCUUCUCUUAGCUCUCCACGCUCCUCCCCUGCUACUCUUAGCUCUCCACGCUCCUCCCCUGCUUCUCUUAGGUCUUCUUCCCCCGUACGUUCUCACACAGGCUGGAUUCUUCCUUAUGGCCUUCCUCCACCAGCUUCCUCCACCAGCUUGCCCGCCACUCCAUCUGGAGAUCCUGGAAACUGCUGAAAAUGCUGCUCCAGGAUCCCGCCUUGUUUAUCUUUAUCUUUAUUGUCCAUAUCGCAUAUUCUUCGUCUUUCCAAGAUAUCCUACUAAGAAGUAAUGUUGUGUGCAAAUGUUCCUCCGUAAUCAGGUUUUAGUUACGGGUUAUCAGGAAUCAUUACGUGAAUUACAGUGUUAGUGAGUGUUAUCUGAGCAUCCACGGGAGCAGGU